Messenger RNA from Thyridium curvatum, 375 nucleotides. RefSeq lists its product as uncharacterized. The record is from RefSeq and is a predicted model, not a curated record. The transcript has 2 exons. The coding region runs from base 1 to 375 and encodes 124 amino acids. NCBI's taxonomy places the organism in Eukaryota, Fungi, Ascomycota, Sordariomycetes, Thyridiales, Thyridiaceae.
AUGCAGCUCAAGCAGCUCGCCUUCGUGGCCCCUUUCCUCCUUGCCCUCGUCAAUGGCUCCCCCAUCGCCGAGACCAACAAUGUAGCCCGCGAGCCUGCCGAGACUGAUGCCGACGCCAUCUGGCUCUGGAAGAAGCACGUCGCCACCGAGGGCAACACUAUGUUCUGGGCCGGCAAGAAGCGCGACGGCGCCGAGACUGAUGCCGACAACAUCUGGCUCUGGAAGACCAAGCGCGACGGAGCCACCACCGACUCCGACGCCAUCUGGCUCUGGAAGACGAAGCGCGAUGGUGCUACCACCGACGCCGACGCCGUCUGGCUGUGGAAGAAGAGCAAGCAGCUGCAGAAGGACUCUGACGAUGUCUGGCUGUGGUAG